Callorhinchus milii (elephant shark) is the source of this 1929-nucleotide messenger RNA. RefSeq lists its product as uncharacterized. The record is from RefSeq and is a predicted model, not a curated record. Gene Ontology annotation, molecular function: nucleic acid binding. NCBI's taxonomy places the organism in Eukaryota, Metazoa, Chordata, Chondrichthyes, Chimaeriformes, Callorhinchidae.
ACCUCUUGAAUUCUGUUACAAGAAUAAAGAGACUGUAGAAGCACAAGUGGUUAUAUCAAUGACAUGCCCGGUUAAUUUACUAGGGAGAGAUGUGUUAACUAAACUCAAGUUAGGAGUGAUACCUAUGGGUGACGACCGAUGGGAAGCAGUUAAGGUUACGUACAAAAAAAAAUUGAAGAUACCCUAAUUAUCCAAGAAAGGGGGGAACCACAAUACUAUUAUGCCCUACAGUUAAAGGAAGGGCCAGGACAAUUCCAACAGGAACUGCUUAGAUUGGCACACCAGCGGGUCAUGGAACAAAGUGACUUCCACCUGCCUGAGGAUCUGCACUGUACCAUGUGGUACCGUGAAAAAGGGGGAAGUUCGUUGCCAUAUGAGAGACAUUUCAAAUUGGGAAGUUCCACACGAUUAACGAUUCAAUGUAUAUAUUGGAAUGCAACUGAUAUGGGAGGGAAAGUUUUACUCCAACCGUUAGAUGAUCAGCUAUACCAGGGAGAAGGGAACCCCCAUGUAUCAAUUGCAAAGAGAUGCAAAAAGUCAUGGCAACAAGUGGGUAACCUGGUAGAUUGUGGGAUAAAAGCACAGGAUUGGGAAGAGACUCAGGAUGCAGGGAUAUGGUAUUCCCCGAGGACAGGUCUCUACUCACAAUGUUUGAAUUGGGUGUAUCAAUGUGAAAGAGUUAGGAAGAUGCACUCAGGGAAGAUGGUUCCCUGACUGUUAGGAGUGGAAAUAGAACAGGAGGCGGAGUUGAAUGCUCUGCCUGAUGCUCUAUGGUCCAAAGGAUCAGCUGACGUAGGACUAAUAAAAGGGAUUGAACCUAUUAAAAUCAUACCAAAAGGAACACACCGCCCAUACCAACGGCAGUAUCCUAUGAAACCAGAGGCCAUUGAAGGAAUUGAACCCAUAAUUAAGGAACUUAAGGAGAAGGGCAUCAUAGUGGAUUGCCCUGACUCUCCAUGUAACACCCCCCUGUUCCCAGUAAAAAAGGUAGCGCCAUCACAAGGGUGGCGAUUGGUUCAGGAUUUACAGGCUGUAAAUAAGGCAGUGAUUCCCCGGACCCCAGUUGUACCCGACCCCAAUACCUUGCUGAACAAUUUGCGACCUGAUACAGCUUGGUUUACAGUAAUUGAUUUAGCAAAUGCGUUUUUUUCUAUUCCGGUUGACAAGGCCUCCCAAUUUUGGUUUGCCUUCACAUUUUUGGGAAGGAAAUAUACGUACACCAGAUGUCCACAGGGAUUUGUUGAAUCCCCGGCCAUAUUCUCACAAUGUAUGGAAAGUAAUCUGGCAAAAUUUGAGCCCCCGGGUGGCAGUCAAGUUUUGUUGUAUGUAGAUGACAUACUUAUAUGUUCCCCAUCCAACGAAAUUUGCCGCCAAGAUUCUGGCCUGCUUAAAAUUUUGGGAGAAUGGGGACAUAAAGUGAGCCAAAAAAAUACCUCCGAGGGUAGCCCUCACGACUGUUUAGAAAAGACCUCACAGUCAGUAGCGGCGCGAGUAGAUUUGGCGGACACAAGGUUUGAGAAUGCAGAUGUGACAUACUUUGUGGACGGUUCAUGCAAAAAGGACAUGGUGGGCCGUUCCCAAAAGUCUGCAGGAAUGGUAGAAAGACAUAACGGGACACUUAAAAAUAAGCUGAAGAAAGCCAUGGAAACCACAGGGAAGGGUUGGGUGGCAUGUCUACCGUUAGCACUGACAAGUAUGAGAAUUACACCUGGGAGCAAGAAACUCCCCGAACUGAAUGAGAACACCGAGCCAUGCCCACUGCAGCCAGGAGAUUGGACACUGAUUAAGGACAUCAAAAGGAAGCAUUGGCAUCAACCAAAGUGGACAGGACCAUAUCAGGUGCUACUAACCACACCAACGGCAGUACGGAUUGCGGAACGAAACACCUGGGUCCACGAUAGCCACUGCAAGAAGACACCACCGCCGUAA